Molecule: messenger RNA, 1287 nt
Organism: Saccharomyces eubayanus
Lineage: Eukaryota; Fungi; Ascomycota; Saccharomycetes; Saccharomycetales; Saccharomycetaceae
Gene: RPT3
Product: proteasome regulatory particle base subunit RPT3
Exons: 1
Coding region: 1-1287 (428 amino acids)
Biological process (GO): proteasome-mediated ubiquitin-dependent protein catabolic process
Cellular component (GO): proteasome regulatory particle, base subcomplex
Molecular function (GO): ATP hydrolysis activity; proteasome-activating activity; ATP binding
Source: RefSeq, a predicted model, not a curated record
AUGGAGGAACUAGGUAUUGUGACAUCCGCUGAAAAGACYGUGGAAGAGAAGCCAACCAUCAAAUCGUAUGGAUCGUUGUUGGCUCAACUUAAUGGCACAGCCAAUAAUAACAGCGCCCUAUCUAAUGUGAAUUCUGAUAUAUAUUUUAAGUUGAAGAAACUAGAGAAGGAGUAUGAAUUGCUGACUUUGCAGGAAGACUAUAUUAAGGAUGAACAGCGCCACUUGAAACGUGAAUUGAAAAGAGCCCAAGAAGAGGUAAAGAGAAUUCAGUCCGUUCCUCUAGUUAUUGGGCAAUUUUUGGAACCUAUUGAUCAAAAUACAGGUAUCGUUUCCAGUACCACAGGAAUGAGUUAUGUCGUAAGAAUACUGUCCACUUUAGACCGUGAACUAUUAAAGCCUUCCAUGUCUGUGGCAUUACACCGUCAUUCAAACGCGUUGGUCGACAUUCUGCCUCCAGACUCAGAUUCCAGUAUAUCUGUUAUGGGUGAAAGUGAAAAACCAGAUGUCAGUUAUGCAGAUGUUGGUGGGUUAGAUAUGCAAAAGCAAGAAAUCAGAGAAGCUGUAGAACUGCCAUUAGUUCAAGCAGAUUUAUAUGAACAAAUCGGUAUUGACCCUCCAAGAGGUGUUCUAUUGUAUGGUCCACCAGGUACCGGUAAGACGAUGCUUGUUAAAGCCGUCGCCAAUAGUACAAAAGCUGCAUUCAUUAGGGUUAAUGGCUCCGAAUUCGUUCAUAAAUAUCUUGGUGAGGGUCCGAGAAUGGUUCGUGAUGUUUUUAGACUCGCCAGGGAGAAUGCCCCAUCCAUUAUAUUCAUAGAUGAAGUGGAUUCCAUUGCCACAAAACGUUUUGAUGCUCAAACCGGUUCUGAUCGUGAAGUACAGCGUAUUUUGAUUGAACUAUUGACACAAAUGGAUGGGUUCGACCAAUCCACAAACGUUAAAGUUAUCAUGGCCACAAACAGAGCAGACACACUAGAUCCAGCUUUGCUGAGACCAGGUAGAUUAGAUAGAAAGAUUGAAUUUCCCUCGCUUCGUGAUAGACGUGAACGUCGUUUAAUUUUCGGUACUAUUGCCAGUAAGAUGUCACUUGCCCCAGAAGCGGACCUAGACUCGCUAAUUAUUCGUAAUGACUCUCUAUCAGGUGCUGUCAUUGCAGCCAUCAUGCAAGAAGCUGGUUUGAGAGCCGUCAGGAAAAAUAGAUACGUCAUUCUACAAAGCGAUUUGGAAGAAGCUUACGCCACCCAAGUCAAGACUGAUAAUACCGUGGACAAGUUCGACUUCUACAAAUGA